Messenger RNA from Closterium sp. NIES-67, 1347 nucleotides. NCBI's taxonomy places the organism in Eukaryota, Viridiplantae, Streptophyta, Zygnematophyceae, Desmidiales, Closteriaceae. The record is from the annotation of a GenBank genome assembly.
AUGAAACUAUCUUUGGUGGAGACACUCGCACGAUUCGAGAAGGACGUGAAGCGAACCGACAUCAGGUUCCUGGCGAUAGCAACCAUAGUGGAAAAUGACGGAGAGGAAAAAACGGAACCUCCACAAAAAAUCAAAGAGUUACUGAAGGAGUUCCAGGACGUCCUUCCCGACGAUCUUCCAAACGAGCUACCGCCAUACCGAACGCAUCAACACGUGUUCGUGGAGGAACCUGUUUCGAAGCUGACCUUUCGAGCACCAUAUCGGCUCAGCCCUACAGAGCUGACCGACAUGAAAAAACAGAUCAAGUAUCUCCUAGCCAAAGGGCUCAUCCGACCAUCCACUUCACCAUAUGGUGCCCCAGUGCUCUUCACCCCGAAACCGGACGGAAGCCUGCGCAUGUGCAUCGAUUACCGGGCAAUCAACAAGCAGACCAUUAAGAAUAAAUAUUCGAUACCACGCAUCGAUGACCUGCUUGACCAGCUUCGGGGAGCUACGGUAUUUUCCAAACUAGAUCUGCGGUCCGAAUACUGGCAGAUACGAAUGGCGGAUAACUCCAUCCAUAAAACUGCCUUCCGAACUCGGUACGGAUUGUACGAGUACUUGGUAAUGCCGUUCGGACUCACCAACGCACCGGCAACGUUCCAAGCCGAAAUGAAUCAUAUCCAACGGCCACUUUUGGACGAAUGCGUGGUGGUGUACCUGGACGACAUCCUCAUCUACUCACGCGACUUGAAACAGCACGUCAAACACCUGCGACGCGUCUUCGAGAUUCUUCGACGAGAACGAUUCUACAUCAAACCGUCCAAGAGCGAAUUCGCCCUCAAGAAAGUCCAAUUCCUAGGACACACGGUGAGUGCUCAAGGAUUUCACGCUGACCCCAAGAAAAUCGAAGCCGUACGCACGUGGAAGACACCAGAGAACGUGAAGGAGUUGCAGCAGUUCCUAGGCUUCGCUAAUUAUUACAACAGGUUCGUGCCACACUACGCAAAAAUCGCAGCACCACUUACGAAUCUGCUAAAAAAGAACACGCCCUAUAAAUGGGAGCUGAAGCAUCAGGAAGCCGUGGAGCAGCUGAAACAAGCACUCACGUCCGCACCAGUACUCAUCUUGCCAGAUCCCGAACGCGACUACAUCAUCGAAGUUGAUGCCAGUGACCAGGCAGUGGGAGCAGUCUUGAUGCAAGACCAGGGGAAUGGACUGCAACCAAUCACCUACCUUAGUAAAAAACUACAUAGGGCAGAACUAAACUACCCGAUACACGACAAAGAGGCCCUUGCUAUCGUGAUCACCUUCAAAGCAUGGAGAUGUUAUCUCGAAUGACGAAAAACAACUGUCUACACCGACCAC